Messenger RNA from Nymphalis io (European peacock), 5583 nucleotides. Its product is annotated as unconventional myosin-Ia-like. The coding region runs from base 170 to 3517 and encodes 1115 amino acids. Gene Ontology annotation, cellular component: microvillus; actin cytoskeleton; plasma membrane. The record is from RefSeq and is a predicted model, not a curated record. Gene Ontology annotation, biological process: actin filament organization; vesicle transport along actin filament. Gene Ontology annotation, molecular function: ATP binding; actin filament binding; microfilament motor activity. The transcript is spliced from 21 exons. NCBI's taxonomy places the organism in Eukaryota, Metazoa, Arthropoda, Insecta, Lepidoptera, Nymphalidae.
GUCAAAUCAAAAGUGUACUUGAUGUAGAUCACAUUGCUGGGAUAUUUGUUAAAAAAUGAUAAGAAAAUACGAAUUUACAUCGUAAUUUUAUGCAAAUCUCAUCGCGAAAAAGGCAUGGCAGUGGUCGUGCGGCGAGCUACUCGGGCGCGGUGAGGAGCGGCGCGGGGCCAUGGCGGAGCCCGAGCCCGCGCCCGCCGGCCUCGCCGACGCCGUGCUGCUGGCGCCCCUCACUGAGGACUCCUUCUUACACAACUUGCACGUCCGCUACAAACGGGACAUCAUUUAUACGUACGUGGGCAACGCUUUGGUGUCGGUGAACCCGUGCCGCGCACUGCCGCUAUACUCGGCGGAACUUGUGCGCACGUACCUGGCGCGCCCGCCCUACCUGCUGCCACCACAUUUAUACGCCAUAACGGCCACCGCCUACCGCUGGGUUCGUGACAGAAAUGAGAACCAGUGUAUCGUGAUAACAGGGGAGAGCGGCGCCGGCAAGACGGAGGCGGCGCGCGUGUGCCUGCAGUGCGCGGUGGUGGCGGGCGGCGGCGGCGGCGGCGCGCUGGCGGCGGCCGGCACGCUGCUGGAGGCCUUCGGCAACGCGGCCACGGCGCGCAACCACAACGCCAGCAGAUUCGGCAAACUACUCGAUAUAGAAUUCGACUUUAAAGGGGAACCUGUCGGCGGACACAUCACCCACUACCUCCUGGAAAAGGAGCGCGUGUGCCGAGCGGCGGAGGGCGAGCGCAACUUCCACGUGCUGUACCAGCUGCUCGCCGGCGCCGACGCGCACCUGCUCAAGAGACUGAAGCUGCAGCGCUCGUGGGAGCAGUACCGCGUGCUGCGCGGCGGCGCGGGCUGCGCGGAGGGCGCGGGCGCGGGGGCGGGCGCGUGCGCGGACUGCGCCGAGUGCGCGGGCGCCGGGGCGGGCGCGGGCGCGGGGGGCGGCGCGUCCCCCCGCCGCGCGCCCCCGCAGCCGCCGCCCGGCCCGCGCGCGCCGCAGGCCGACCGGGACCACUUCGCGUUCACUAAGGCGAAUAUGGCACAGGCCGCUAUGGGCGCGCUGGGGUUCAGCGCGGGGCAGUGCGGUGCCGUGCUGCGUCUGCUCGCUUUCCUGCUCAAACUGGGAAACGUGCAGUUCGAGCCACAACACAACAUCGACGGCUCCAUCGGCACGCGUCUCCAACACGAGUACGAGCUGCGCGAGGCGUGCGCGCUGGUGGGCGUGGAGGCAGACGCGCUGGUGUCGGCGCUUGGAGCCGCCCCGCCGCUCGCCACGCACGAAGACGGCGCGCCGCACGAAGCGGCCUGCUCGGUGGAGGAGGAGUGCAGCUCGGAAGCCGGGUCCGAGACGGAGGGCGCGGGAGCGGAGUGGGCGCGGGCGCUGCGCGAUCGCUUGCUGUGUGCGCUCUACUCGCGUCUCUUCACCUGGCUCGUCAACGCCGUCAACGACGCCAUUAAGCCGGCCGUGGUGGGCGCACGGCGCUCGCUGGGCAUCCUCGACGUAUACGGGCUGGAGUCGCUGGCGCACAACGGGCUGGAGCGGCUGCUGAUCAACUACGCGGCCGAGCGCGUGCAGGCGGCGGUCACGGCGGCGACGCUGCGGCGCGAGCAGGAGGAGUACGCGCGCGAGGGGCUCGCCUGGACGCCGCUGCCCUACGCCGACCACGAGCUGUACGCCGACCUGCUGGACGCGGGUCCGGAGAGCGUGCUGGGCGCGCUGCGCGAGUGCUCGGCGCGAGGGUCCAGCGACGCCGUGUUCCUGCAGCGCUUGCAGCGGCGUCGACACCCGCGCCUCCUGGUCCUGCCGCCUGACCGCUUUCAGGUGGUGCACUUCGGCGGCGCGGUGGCGUACAGCGCGCGCGGCGUCGUGCAGAAGAACCGCGACGCGCUGUGUCGGCGCUGCGCCGCGGUGCUGGCGGCGGCGCGCGAGCCGCUGCUGGCCGCGCUCUUCGCGCCCGGCGCCACCGCCUACGCCGGCAGCGCGGGUUCCCCGCGGAGGCCGUGUGCUCUGGCGUGUCGGCAGCGCGCCCUCGUCGGUGCGCUCGUGCGGCGCCUCCCCCCCGCGCCCCGCCUCGUGCGCUGCCUGCGCGCCGACGCCGCGCUUCGCCCGCACCGCUUCGACGGCACGCUCCUCCGUCACCAGAUCCGCACGCAGGGAAUCAUGGACAUGGCGCUACUGCGUCGGGCGGGCUGGUGCGAGUCGAUGUGCGCGCGCAGCGUGGUGGCGCGGUACGGCGUGCUGCGAGCGCGCGCCGGGGCCGCCGCGCCGGGGUCGCCCGCGGAGCGCGACGAGCCAGUGCGCGCGGCGCGGGCGCUGCUGCGCUCGUUGCCCAUACCCAGCGCGGAGUUCGCCUACGGUCGCACUAAAGUUUUCAUCCGCAGCCCGAGAACGGUGUGGGAGCUGGAGGCGCUGCGCGCGGCGCGCGUGGAGGCGCUGGUGCGCGCGGCGCAGCGCGCGUGGCGCCGGCACCGCGCGCGCGCCCGCCUGCGCGCCGCCGCCCGCAUCGCGCGCGCCUGGCGCCGCCACCGCCGCCGCGCCCGAAAAAUGAGCAGCGAGGCCGAGCCGAGCGCCAUGGGUGGCGCGGCGGCCGGAGCGGCGGGCGCCACGCGUGUGAUCUGGCGCGCGUGGUGCGCGCACGCGCGGCGUGCCUACCUCGCGGGGCUGUGGGCGCGGCUGCCGGCGCGACACCGCUCGCCCGCCUGCGCCGCCUGGCCGCCCUGUCCGCAGCCGCGCCUGCUCGCCCGCACGGACGCGCUGCUGCGCCGACUCCACCACCGCUGGCGAUGCCAUCUCUAUCGUCGUGCUUUCGACCAGACGGCGAGAAAUCGAAUGCGCGAGAAAGUUACCGCGAGCGUGCUCUUCAAGGAUCGCAAGCUCAACUACGCACGGAGUGUGGGACAUCCUUUCGUCGGAGAUUACGUGAGAUUGCGUGCCUCGGCCGCCUGGCGUCGCGGGCUCGGCGCCGCCGCCGCCGACCGCUACGUCGUGUUCGCGGACGUGGUGGGCAAGGUGGCGCGCUCCAGCGGCCGCGUGUCGCGCUGCCUGGCCGUCGUGUCCACCGGAGCGCUGCUGCUGCUCGAGGCGCGCUCGCUGCGACUCAAGCGCCGCGUGCCCGCGCACUGCGUGUACCGCCUGUCGCUGUCGCCCUACGCCGACGACCUGCUCGUUGUGCACGUGCGCGCGUGCGGCGCGCUCGAGAGCUCCACGGAGGAGCUAUCGCAGUGCUCGUCGCGCGAGCCGCUGGACGCGCCGGGCUGCCUGUUCGGCGGCGAGGGCGCGUGGCGGCGGCGCGGCGACUUGCUCGUGCGCACGUGCCACGUGCUCGAGCUGGCCACCAAGCUGUUCCUGGUGGUGCAGAACGCCGUGGGCGCGCCACCGCACGUGAACAUCGCCACCGAGUUCGAAGCGAACUUCGGGCAGCAGAUGGUGACGGUGUCGUUCCACGCGGUGGGCGGCGCGGCGGGCGACGGCGGCGCGCGCCUGCUGCGGCGCGGCAGCCGCAUGGACGUGCUGCUGUGAGCAGACUGGAGCAUUUAUGGAAACGUGCCUGUGUCCGUCGACGACGUUAUUCGUCGUUCUGUUACUCGACGAAUGUGUGCUACGACCGCGCGAAGUGUUCACAUAGAGAAGCGGUCGUGGACCGUUUCGUUACAUGUAGUGUUUAGUUAGACAGUAGGAGCCGGACCGGCUACCGAACGUGGAGGUGGCGACUGGCGACUGGCGACUGAUGAACUAUACCCAUCCGCUCCAUUCGUCCGUUCGUGCGUGUCACCCUGACGUGUCGUGUUUGCCGCUUCUAACGUUAACGUUGACAGUAAACACAACAGAUCGCAGUUUAAGUUUAUUUUUAAAUGUCGCUUGUUUUUUCUAUUACCGAGAUUGUGUAAUAAAAUCAUUAUAGUAUCCGGCCACGUUACUGGGCGUGGCUGGGCAAAUCCGAAUUUACAAGAAAUUGCAAAAAAAUGCUCAAAGAUAUUUCAAGACCGCGCAACGUUGUAUUAAAAAAGCUAUGACUGAGUGGUCAAAACGACUUUUAAAGCAAUACAUGUAAGGGUGACGUUUACGGCUCUAGAGGAUUUUGAUCCAUUUUGUUUGCAUUGCCUCAUUUACUGAUACUUGAUUUUCUCUAAAAAUAGUAGACUAUCUGUAAUAAAAUAUUUUAACUUCAAUAUGAAUGCUCUCUAUAUACUCGGAUAUUGUUCAACAUCCGGUAACGCCGCGUGGCUCCGAUCGUUGCUUUAUGUGGUCGGGGCGAGCGGGACGUAGGCUUUUCCGUUUAGUCAUAAACAUUGUAUGAUGUGAUCUCUCAUCUAAACUAAUUUCAAAUGAUCGGGUUUAAAAUUAUCAUACCGAUCGUUUAUUCGAAGUGUGUAAAUAAAGUACUGAUGCUUAUUGUAGACACCUAACGGCUUCCCCACCAUCUACCAAUAUCUUUAGUUCGAGUCGCCACUUCGUCGGUGGCGUAGCUCUCCCGCAGACCUCGUGGUGCCAAACGUAUCGCAGCGCCGGACGCUCCGACGCACGGCCUAAGUUAAGAUUCGCCAAUUUUAAAACAAUAUACUGAUGUGUUAUAAUAAUUUUACAGAAUAUUUGUGUGUCGUUUGUUUUAACGGUUUAAAUGUAAGCAGGUUGUUGAGUAGCGUGCGAACGAGCGCGAGUGCGUCCCCCCGCUGGUGUUUUUUUUUUCUUGUCUUUUAGAUUGUAACUCCGCUUUCGAUAAGGUCGUACUAUAUAAAUUUGGUUAUAUAAUGUAAAUAGUGGAGCUACAGUUGAGACGUAUGUACGAUCAGUGUGCUAUCGCCCUCUUACUCGAUGCAAUAAGUGUAUUGUUCAGCUCAAAAGCCGAUACCGAAUAAGAGUUGCGACGCGUGUUUCGGGACUACACAAUAUUAAACUUAUCGCUCAAAAUCCAUAAUGACAGUAUUGUGUUUGAACGUUGGGAAUUUUAUUGAUUUGGAGGCAGUUUAUCGGAACGGAGCGCGCUCGUGGCUCUGUUAGAGUCUAUUGCUGUUGCGUUCACCAGCACCGGCCGUCGUGGGCCGAGAAGGCUGCCUGGGCCACGUGACGCAGUUAGAGUGGUCCACGUGGGCCUCGCGGCGACGAGCAGGUAUUAACGUAGUCCACGUGGGCCUCGCUCGGCGACGAGCGGGUAUAAACGUAGUCCACGUGGGCCUCGCUCGGCGACGAGCUGGUAUAAACUUAGUCCACGUGGGCCUCGCUCGGCGACGAGCUGGUAUAAACUUAGUCCACGUGGGCCUCGCUCGGCGACGUGUGCGGUCCACGUGGGCCUCGCUCGGCGACGUGUGCGGUCCACGUGGGCCUCGCUCGGCGACGUGUGCGGUCCACGUGGGCCUCCCUCGGCGACGUGUGCGGUCCACGUGGGCCUCGCUCGGCGAUGUGUGCGGUCCACGUGGGCCUCGCUCGGCGAUGUGUGCGGUCCACGUGGGCCGCUCCGCAGCGGCCGGUGCGCGCGGUGGACAACCGACUUCUGUUAAGACGAACUAUGUAAUAUGCAUGUUACGUUUUCAACGAUUACUUAUUAUGAAAUGUUUUAUCGUUUUUAAUAAAAUGUAAGAAAGUUUUUA